GAGGUAGCCGUCGGCGGGCACGCACACGCUCGCUUACCAGCACUGAAAUCGGAUAUAUAUAUCACUAUGGACAAAUUGUGCAGUGCAGGAGAGCAUGGCGCUUGGACAGUCCGUUCAAACCACAGGCCUAUCUUGGGCGAGGAAGAGCAUGACGCCUUGGUGGCUUGGCUUGGGGACGAAGCAUCUAGUGGGCCGCAGGUGCUGGCGUGUGGAUCGGUGGUCGUCAAAGGCACCCCUAUGCAGCUUCCUGAAAUUCUCUUUGGAAAUAACGCUCUGGAGUUCCGUCACCAAGAAUCUGGGUUCAUUCUUCAAUUUGAAUCAAGGGCUGCCUUGAAGAAGUGGGUGGAGCUGUUCGCUGAGGGCGCCUUCGAGGUUAUUAAGGUCCGAGAAGCGCAGAAGUGGCAAACGCGUACUGGCACACCUAUCAGAAAACAGGAGUACGACUGGACGUGGGGAACAGACUACGCCGGCUCGUGCCGUCGACAGGAUGUGGGUGUUGAGUACAGCGAGAGUGGAGACAUUCUGCAACCCCUCACAAGGACGGGCAAGGAUACGGAGACGCCGGUAGAAUGGGUGGCAUGCGAGCCGGGUGGAAUCAAUCGUCAGAUGCUUCUUGACCAGAGCAGCCCGAUAUUGAUGUACGACGACGUCGUGCUUUUUGAAGACUUCAUCCAUGAUCACGGAGUAGUGCGAUUGAGUGUCAAGACAAGAGUGAUGCCUGGAUUCUGGUUUGUUCUGCUGCGUUACUGGCUGCGAGUGGAUGGCGUGGUGAUGAAGGUGUUUGAUACGCGCUGCUUUCACAAAUUCGGCGAACUGAGCGUGUUUCGCGAGCGCACACAACACUCUGUCAGUUUCACGUCCCUGGAACAGCGUGGGUUGUCGACGGACCCAUCGGCCUACCCAAACGCUGAGUCGGCCUUGCCGGUCCUCGACUUGUCAUCAGGUCCUCUGAAUGAUUGUACGACCUUGCUCCCAGACCAGGCCAAGAUCGGCUAG
Messenger RNA from Ectocarpus siliculosus, 996 nucleotides. The record is from the annotation of a GenBank genome assembly. NCBI's taxonomy places the organism in Eukaryota, Phaeophyceae, Ectocarpales, Ectocarpaceae.